AUUUUGAGCAACUAGGCUUCAACCUUUUAGAACUCCUCUUUAUAUAGAAAUGCCGCCAGCUACAUCCUCAGUUCCUUUUUUUUUUUUAUAACUGAAUUAAUGGCCAUUUAUUUUUAUUAUUGAAUUUCAGUUUAUUUGUUUACACAGAAGAAGAGGAAUCAGUAAUGAGUAACCAUGUCAAAGAUGGAGUUAAAAAAGGAGCUUGGUCUCCUGGAGAAGAUGAACUUCUUAUGCAGUAUGUUAAAAUCCAUGGACAAGGCAAAUGGAGAAGCCUUGCUCAAAAAGCAGGUUUGAAAAGAAGUGGGAAGAGUUGCAGGCUCCGAUGGCUGAACUAUUUGAGGCCUGGUAUAAAGAGAGGUGACUUCUCUCCUGAUGAAGAUGAACUCAUCAUUAAACUUCAUCGUCUUCUCGGUAACAGGUGGGUGCUAAUAGCAGGAAGACUUCCAGGUAGAACUGAUAAUGAAGUAAAAAAUUAUUGGAACACAAUUUUGUUGAAGAAGCUUCAGGCUCAGGGCCGGGCUGCGUCAGAUUCAAAAGUAACAAUCGCACAAUCCCAGACUGAAGAAAAAGGUCAUCAGGAUUUUUCCUUGAGGAAUCUGAAACUUCAGCAGAUUCCAGGGCAAUGCUCAAGUCCUUGGAUACAAAUUGAUGAUAAUAAAGAUCAAGACGAUAACUCUUUCAUAUCUUCGAUCGACUUCGACACUGACAAAGACUAUGACGAUCAGUUUGAAAUUGGGGGGAAAUCGGAGGGUCUGAAACAAUUGGAGCUGAAGAAGAUAGCUUCUUUACUGGAUAUUGAAAAGGAAUUGAGAGAAUUGUUGUAGGGAAUAAUCGCAAUAAAUUGAAUGGGAAAGUUUCUGGCAUUGUCUGUUUUCCAGGAAAAUGUGUACGCCGAAAACCAGUGUGUUAUUUUAAUGAUUUCUUCAAGUCCUGAAAGAAACCUCUUUAGAUCGUUAAUCUCAUCACUUGGCUUUUUGAAAAUUUCA
Mangifera indica (mango) is the source of this 986-nucleotide messenger RNA. Its product is annotated as transcription factor MYB1-like. NCBI's taxonomy places the organism in Eukaryota, Viridiplantae, Streptophyta, Magnoliopsida, Sapindales, Anacardiaceae. The transcript is spliced from 3 exons. The record is from RefSeq and is a predicted model, not a curated record. The coding region runs from base 165 to 824 and encodes 219 amino acids.